UGUAUCUUGUACUUUGUAUUGAAGUUUUCGGCAUGUUUUUAUAUAUUUCGUUGUAUCAUUAAGAAUUAAGUUUAAAUUCUAAUUUAUGGUGCAAUUAAGACUUAUUUUGUAUGAUUUAGUAUAUUUUUAGGUAGCUAUAGCCUUAUGGACGCUAAGUUUUUCCCUUGCGCUUUUUUUCUAGGCAUACUGAUGAUAUAUUCUUAAUGAAGUCUGUUAAAGGUAGUUUUCACCAUAUUUUUGAAGCAGAUCCAUAUGCUAGGAUGAACUGAACUGAACUAAGCUUUGCCUUUGACUUUUUGAUCAUUUUCUGGUUGUCCUGGUGAACAUAGAGACACUUAAAAUGUUUUAAUUGGAUUCUGGUACAAGCUCGCUGCCUUGCUCCUCACCGAGAGACAUACCAUUUGUCCAAAAGUAUCAAGCAUUGGACGUAAAGUGGACAACCUAUUCGGUACUGAAACAAUAUAUGUAGCAUGUAUGAAGCUGAAUCAUGCUUAUAACACUGAAGAACAGAGUAACUUCAAUAAAGCAAGUUUUACAAAGCGAUGGACCAACUAUUACAGAAAAGGUAAGAGCUUUGGCUGGAAAACCCAACAUAGACGGGGUGUGCUAUAGUGGCUAUGUCAUCAACAACUUCAGGUUCCACACGAUGAGUCAUGAGUCAGGGCAUGUCACACAAAAUAGUGGUGUAGUGAACAUUGCAGAAAAUGGUGUUAGACAUUAUGGCAGAUUAAGUGGCAUCUUUGAAUUGUCAUACAAUGAUUACAAGGUGGUGUUCUUUAAUUGUGAUUGGUAUGAUGUCUACCAUGAAGUUGGCAUUCAAACAGAUGAGUUUGGGUUCACUCUUGUGAACAAGUCUGGGAAAAUACACACAGGGGAUGAGCUAGAAGAUGAUCCUUUUGUAUUUUCCUCCCAAGUGCAGCAGAUUUUCUUUGUUCAAGAUCCAAAAGCUGAACUAUGGAAUGUAGUAGUGGAAGUCAGGCCUCAUGAUCUUUUUGACAUGGGUGCUGAAGAAUCAUUGGAUGAAACAGAUUAGAGCAUUGUGAUUUUGGUUCAGGCUGAAGUAUGGUGGAAGCUCUUUGCUCGUGUGGUUCUUUGCAUGCAACUACAAUUUUAGUUAUGGUUUCAGUAGCACAAAGUCAGAAUGCUUUAUUAUAGUUUAUGGUUGUAUUUUUUGUACUAAUUUAGGGCACAGCCCAAGUGUACUUGGUUGUUAAUUGCAAGUUGAUUCUGCAGAAUUUCUGUUCUGGAAAGUGAAGUAUCACCUUUGGUUUAUUGAUUAUUCCCACAUGUUACAGUUA
Triticum aestivum (bread wheat) is the source of this 1298-nucleotide messenger RNA. RefSeq lists its product as uncharacterized. NCBI's taxonomy places the organism in Eukaryota, Viridiplantae, Streptophyta, Magnoliopsida, Poales, Poaceae. The coding region runs from base 488 to 1033 and encodes 181 amino acids. The transcript has 2 exons. The record is from RefSeq and is a predicted model, not a curated record.